This is a messenger RNA of Solanum tuberosum (potato), 2445 nucleotides long. Its product is annotated as pentatricopeptide repeat-containing protein At2g20540-like. NCBI's taxonomy places the organism in Eukaryota, Viridiplantae, Streptophyta, Magnoliopsida, Solanales, Solanaceae. The coding region runs from base 51 to 1661 and encodes 536 amino acids. Gene Ontology annotation, biological process: RNA modification. The transcript has a single exon. The record is from RefSeq and is a predicted model, not a curated record. Gene Ontology annotation, molecular function: protein binding; RNA binding.
AUGCUUUAGUGUUCUUACUCUUGAGCCACACACAAACAGGUAGAGAAAUCAUGAACAUGAAAUUUGGAUUUUUAACAGUCAAUGGAUUGGAAGAUAUGUUUAUACCUGUGUUGAAAAACUGCAAGAGCACAGUUUUUUUGAAGAAAAUUCAUGCCCAAAUUGUCAAGUUUUCUCUUUCACAGAGUAGUUACUUGGUCACCAAAAUGGUUGAGAUUUGUGACAAAAAUGGAGAAAUAGAAUAUGCAAAAUUGCUAUUCAAACAAGUUGAAGAUCCAAAUAACUAUUUAUACAACUCAAUAAUCAGAGCUUAUACACAUAAACAAAGAUAUAUUUCAUGUAUCAAUGUGUAUAAGCAAAUGAUGAUAUGUACAAUUUCUCCCGAUGAAUAUACUUAUCCAUUUGUUAUUAGAUCAUGUAGUGCAAUUUUGCGUGUUGAUGUAGGUGAACAAUUUCAUGUUCAUGUAUGGAAAUUUGGGUUGUAUUAUAGUAAUGUGAUAGCGAAUUCGUUAUUGGAUAUGUAUGUUAAAUGUGAUCGAAUGAGAGAUGCACAUAUGGUGUUUGAUGAAAUGUCUGAUAGAGAUGUGAUUUCGUGGAAUAGUUUAAUUUGUGGACAUGUAAGGUUGCGUCAAGUGAGGAAGGCGAGAGCAUUGUUUGAUGUAAUGCCGGAUAAGAGUAUUGUUUCUUGGACUGCUAUGAUUUCGGGGUACACGAAAACGGGGUGUUAUGGAGAUGCUUUGGAUGUUUUUAGGAGGAUGCAAAUGGUUGGGGUGAAACCGGAUUGGAUUAGUUUGGUUUCAGUUUUACCUGCUUGUGCGCAACUUGGAGCGCUUGAGUUAGGGAAGUGGAUUCAUUUCUAUGCGGAGAAGUAUGGGUAUUUGAGGAAGACUUCUGUUUGUAAUGCAUUGAUGGAGAUGUACGCGAAAUGUGGAAGUGUAAACGAGGCUUGGCAGUUGUUUAAUCAGAUGUCUGAAAGAGAUGUGAUCUCCUGGAGUACGAUGAUUGGUGGCCUAGCGAAUCAUGGUAGAGCUCAAGAAGCGUUGAAGUUGUUUCAUGAAAUGCAGAGGUCUGCUGUUGAACCGAAUGAGAUCACUUUCGUUGGUCUUCUAUGUGCUUGUGCGCAUGCUGGUCUGUGUGAUGACGGUUUGAGGUACUUUGAUUCCAUGAAAAACGAUUACAACAUAGAGCCCGGGAUAGAGCAUUAUGGUUGUUUGGUUGAUAUUCUUGGGCGUACAGGACGUCUUGAACGAGCUCUUGCAAUCAUCAAGACCAUGCCGGUUAAGCCUGACUCUGCAAUAUGGGGUUCUCUGUUGAGUUCUUGCAGAACUCAUCGCAAUCUUGAAAUAGCAGUUAUUGCAAUGGAACAUCUGUUAGAGCUCGAACCGGAAGAUACAGGGAACUACAUUCUACUCGCCAACAUUUAUGCAGAUCUCGGAAAGUGGGAUGGAGUAUCAAGGAUGCGGAAGUUAAUUAGAAGUAAAAGCAUGAAGAAAACACCGGGCUGCAGUCUGAUUGAGAUAAACAGUUUGGUUCAAGAAUUUCUAUCAGGUGAUAAUUCGAAACCAUUCUCAAAAGAUAUCCAUGAGGUGCUAGAGCUAUUGGCCUUACAUCAAAGCAAAGAAAAUGAUCUAGUUGAUACAACGCUCGAGUACUUAAGUCCAUGAUUAUAUCGAGGAGAAGUUGUCAUUCUGAGUGCAUACGCUCUUUUCUUGUUCAAGUUUUUAGCACAUUCGUUAUGUGUGGAAGUUCCAGGAGGAGUAAUUCAGGUUUGUGGGAUAAGUAAAGAGGGGAAUCGUGAUGAACUAGAAAGCACAUAUGUGAGCCUGGAAGUCUAGGCCAGACACGCAACAGAGUUCGAUGGUGUUCUAUUUACAUAACAUAACAUGCCUGAAAUGCGAUUCUACGAAUACAAAUUUCACUGAUUUCCCUGGCAUUGGUGACAAAGGUACAUACUGCAUCUUUAUGAGUAAACAUAGGAUUGAACCACUAGCAAUCCACAUACAAUCUACUAGUAAACAACUCACGACGUGAUUUGCUUGUUGCCUUCAAAACAACGAGCAGGUCAUUGUCGACAUGUCUGCUUGCCCGUGUGAAUGCAUCAUCAAUCAUCUCACCAAUUGACCUGCCAAUGACAAUGUGUUGAUCUUCUGGUUCUUACUUGUCUAUGUUCUAUCACUGUGCAUGAUUUCCAAGCCUCUGAUCGAUGUUAUUCGUAUAAGAAAAAGACGAUGAGGGCAUUUUCGGAAGUGAAAUCAAAGCUCUUGCCAGAGAAAGAGAAAUCACCAUAAGAGGAAUCUAUAUAUGUUGCUGAAGCCCCAACCACAGAAGCUCACUCCUAACUGACUUAGAUGCACCCAGCAUAAGUUCUGUUUUAUUGUAAAACAAAUUAUUACUGUUGUUCCUGUUUAUGUGAUACUACUUCCGUUUUAGUCUGCUUUAAAAAGAAUG